Molecule: messenger RNA, 7038 nt
Organism: Homo sapiens (human)
Lineage: Eukaryota; Metazoa; Chordata; Mammalia; Primates; Hominidae
Gene: POM121
Product: POM121 transmembrane nucleoporin
Exons: 16
Coding region: 1050-4049 (999 amino acids)
Cellular component (GO): endoplasmic reticulum membrane; nuclear membrane; nuclear pore
Source: RefSeq, marked reviewed
ACUGCCCUCGCUUCCUGCGCCUCUUCAGGUCACCGCUUGCUCUAGUUCCCAGGCUUUGGCCUCUAGUGGAUGAGAAUCACCGAGUCUGCGGGGCUGGACGCUGACCGCCCGGGCCAGCACCUAGGCGGGCGGGAGCUGUGCGGCCCAGGGUUCGCGCGGGCCGGGUAGAGGCUCGAGCCGGGACCCCCGAGCGUGAACCCCGGAGCCAGCGGCGCUGGGGCCAGAGGGGCCAGGCGGGAGGUGGUGGCGGAGGCGAAGGGGCGACGGGACCUGGGCCUGGCCCGUGUGUGUCCUCGGCGGCCUGGCGCCGGCCGUCGCUGUACGGUGAGCCCCAGGGAGGCGGAUCUGGGCCCCGAGAAGGACACCCGCCUGGAUUUGCCCCGUAGGCCCGGCCCGGGCCCCUCGGGAGCAGAACAGCCUUGGUGAGGUGGACGGGAGGGGACUUCGCGAGCAGACGCGCGCGCCAGCGACAGCAGCCCGCCCCGGCCUCUCGGGAGCCGUGGGGCAGAGGCUGCAGAGCCCCAGGAGGGGGCCAGUGUCAUUCAAAGAUGUGGCUGUGGAUUUCACCCAGGAGGAGUGGUGGCAACUGGACCCUGAUGAGAAGAUAACAUACGGGGAUGUGAUGUUGGAGAACUACAGCCAUCUAGUUUCCCUGGCUUAUGAGGUGGCAACAUCUUGUACUUCGGAGAUCUGAAGCCGAGCAACUUGCCCAAGUCCUUCUUCUUUUCCCAUUAACAAGAUAUGAUAUCACCAAGCCAAACGUCAUCAUUAAGUUGGAGCAGGGAGAGGAGCUGUGGAUAACGGGAGGUGAAUUUCCAUGUCAACAUAGUCCAGCCCUUCACAUCCUCAGCCGAAGAUCUCACUUCCUCCCAGAGGCCUUUGCUGACUGACCCCUCAGGGAUUGUGGGACUUUACCAAAUCGGUUUGUAAUAACACCUAGAAGACGCUAUCCGAUCCAUCAGGCCCAGUAUUCCUGUCUGGGGGUACUUCCCACCGUGUGCUGGAAUGGUUAUCACAAGAAGGCUGUGCUGUCCCCUCGCAACUCCAGGAUGGUGUGUAGCCCAGUGACUGUGAGGAUCGCCCCUCCUGACAGAAGAUUUUCGCGUUCUGCGAUACCAGAGCAGAUAAUCAGCUCAACACUGUCCUCACCAUCAAGUAACGCCCCAGACCCAUGUGCAAAGGAGACAGUACUGAGUGCCCUCAAAGAGAAGGAGAAGAAAAGGACAGUGGAGGAAGAAGACCAAAUAUUCCUUGAUGGCCAGGAAAAUAAAAGAAGGCGCCAUGAUAGCAGUGGCAGUGGACAUUCAGCAUUUGAGCCCCUGGUGGCCAAUGGAGUCCCCGCUUCUUUUGUGCCUAAGCCUGGGUCUCUGAAGAGAGGCCUCAAUUCUCAGAGCUCAGAUGACCACUUGAAUAAGAGAUCCCGAAGCUCUUCCAUGAGCUCCUUGACAGGCGCUUACGCAAGUGGCAUCCCUAGCUCCAGCCGCAAUGCCAUUACCAGUUCCUACAGCUCCACUCGAGGCAUCUCACAGCUCUGGAAGAGAAAUGGCCCCAGUUCAUCACCCUUCUCUAGCCCAGCCUCCUCCCGCUCCCAGACACCGGAGAGGCCAGCAAAGAAAAUAAGAGAAGAGGAGCUGUGUCAUCAUUCCAGUUCUUCAACUCCAUUGGCAGCAGACAGGGAGUCCCAGGGAGAAAAGGCUGCAGAUACAACCCCAAGGAAGAAACAAAACUCGAAUUCUCAGUCUACACCUGGCAGCUCUGGGCAGCGUAAGCGGAAAGUUCAGCUGCUGCCUUCUCGGCGAGGGGAACAGCUGACCUUGCCUCCACCUCCCCAGCUUGGCUAUUCGAUCACUGCCGAGGACCUAGACUUAGAGAAGAAGGCUUCAUUACAGUGGUUCAACCAGGCCUUGGAGGACAAGAGCGAUGCUGCCUCGAACUCUGUCACUGAGACCCCACCUAUCACUCAGCCUUCAUUUACCUUUACCCUGCCUGCUGCUGCACCUGCCUCCCCACCCACCUCCCUCCUGGCCCCAAGCACCAACCCACUGUUAGAGAGCUUGAAGAAGAUGCAGACUCCCCCGAGCCUGCCACCCUGCCCAGAAUCUGCUGGAGCAGCAACCACUGAGGCCCUCUCACCUCCAAAGACACCCAGCCUCCUACCCCCGCUGGGUUUAUCACAGUCAGGGCCGCCAGGGCUGCUCCCCAGCCCCUCCUUUGACUCCAAACCCCCGACCACUUUGCUGGGGCUGAUCCCUGCUCCAUCCAUGGUACCAGCCACUGACACCAAGGCACCUCCAACCCUUCAGGCAGAGACGGCUACCAAACCCCAAGCCACAUCUGCCCCGUCCCCCGCCCCCAAGCAAAGCUUCCUGUUUGGAACACAGAACACCUCACCUUCCAGCCCUGCCGCCCCUGCUGCAUCUUCAGCACCUCCCAUGUUCAAGCCCAUUUUCACGGCUCCACCCAAGAGUGAGAAGGAAGGCCCCACACCGCCUGGCCCUUCAGUCACAGCCACAGCGCCCUCCAGCUCCUCCCUCCCCACGACCACCAGCACCACAGCCCCGACCUUCCAGCCUGUCUUUAGCAGCAUGGGGCCACCUGCAUCUGUGCCCUUGCCUGCUCCCUUCUUCAAGCAGACAACUACUCCCGCCACUGCUCCCACCACAACUGCCCCGCUCUUCACUGGCCUGGCCAGCGCCACCUCUGCUGUGGCUCCCAUCACCUCUGCCAGUCCAUCCACAGACUCUGCUUCGAAGCCUGCGUUUGGCUUUGGCAUAAACAGUGUGAGCAGCAGCAGUGUGAGUACCACGACCAGCACCGCCACUGCCGCCUCACAGCCUUUCCUCUUCGGGGCGCCCCAGGCCUCUGCUGCCAGCUUCACCCCGGCCAUGGGCUCCAUAUUCCAGUUUGGCAAACCUCCUGCCUUGCCCACAACCACCACAGUCACCACCUUCAGCCAGUCCCUGCACACUGCCGUGCCAACGGCCACCAGCAGCAGCGCUGCCGACUUUAGUGGUUUUGGCAGCACCCUCGCCACCUCCGCCCCGGCCACCAGCAGCCAGCCCACUCUGACGUUCAGUAACACGAGCACCCCCACGUUCAACAUUCCCUUUGGCUCAAGCGCCAAGUCCCCGCUCCCAUCAUAUCCGGGAGCCAACCCCCAGCCCGCAUUUGGGGCCGCUGAGGGGCAGCCACCGGGGGCCGCCAAGCCGGCCCUUGCCCCCAGCUUUGGCAGCUCUUUCACUUUUGGAAACUCUGCAGCCCCGGCUGCUGCACCCACACCUGCACCUCCGUCCAUGAUCAAGGUCGUGCCUGCGUACGUGCCUACGCCCAUCCAUCCUAUCUUUGGCGGUGCCACGCACUCGGCGUUUGGGUUGAAAGCCACGGCUUCGGCCUUCGGCGCUCCCGCCAGCUCACAGCCCGCCUUUGGCGGCUCCACUGCUGUCUUCUUCGGUGCAGCCACCAGCUCCGGCUUUGGAGCCACCACCCAGACCGCCAGCAGCGGGAGCAGCAGCUCGGUGUUUGGCAGCACAACACCAUCACCCUUCACGUUUGGGGGUUCGGCAGCCCCCGCUGGCAGUGGGAGCUUUGGGAUCAAUGUGGCCACCCCAGGCUCCAGCACCACCACCGGAGCUUUCAGCUUUGGAGCAGGACAGAGUGGGAGCACAGCCACCUCCACCCCCUUCGCAGGGGGCUUAGGUCAGAACGCCCUGGGCACCACCGGCCAGAGCACACCGUUUGCCUUCAACGUGAGCAGCACAACUGAGAGCAAACCUGUGUUUGGAGGCACCGCCACCCCCACCUUUGGUCUGAACACCCCUGCGCCUGGAGUGGGCACAUCAGGCAGCAGCCUCUCCUUUGGGGCAUCCUCAGCACCCGCCCAAGGCUUUGUUGGUGUUGCACCUUUCGGCAACACUUUUGCUCACCAGCAAGAACACAGCCCGAGGAAGGGACCCAAUAACCUUUCAAAACGCAAACUGCUGCCUGCGGUGAGGGCCCAGGGUCUUCCACGGAGAGGACAGGCAUCUUCCUUUCCCACCAGGAAGGAGUGAGCCCGGAGCCUCUGCUAUGUGCAAGGCGGUGUGCAAGCACCGGCUGCAGCUUUUUGCUCUCUUCUUUCUCUUUGGGGCUGGGCUGGGUGUGCGUUCUGGUGCUGAUGCUUUGGCCUGUGAGGCUGAGCUAGAGAAAUGUAGAUGUUAGAUGUGCCAGUACCAUCCUGCGCCUCCCAAGCAUGCCCCCACUCACUCACGUCGGCAUCUCGACCCGUUCAAUUACAGCAACGAAGAAGCCACCGCUAAGCGUGGUCUUGGGGGAAGCCCGGAGGCAGUGCUCGGCACCCGGGAACGUGCUCAGGCCUCGGUGGGGCCGGGCAGGCAGGGCGGGAGCUAGCCUGCAAGAGAAACAGCCCCAAUGCUGGGUAAGAGAGCAGUUCACCCCAUCCCCCCCUCCACGACCCUGGCGCACGCCCUGUACCUGAAGGCGCCCGGGUUCUGCUGCAGCGCAUCUUGUACCAUGUCUUCAUUCUCCUCCUGGCAGAGGGAGCACAUGGAGUAGACGAGCCGCUGCAGGGAAGGGAAAGUGAGCGCGUGGCACAGGGCUCGCUGCUGGAACCCUGCCAGGGCAUGCAGACGCACCGGGCUAGGUGUCCCUGCCCCGGGCUCCUCCAGCUGUCUGCUCGGCAUACCUAAGGAAAAGCGUGUCUCGGUUACACAGCUUCACAGGCUGCCUCAGUCCUGAAAUCCUCGCUCCUGAAAUCCUCGCUUCACAGAGGAGAACUUUUGCUCCAGGGUCCCAAGCCCAUUAAAGUGUCAGAACUAAGACCAAAACAGAUGACUCCAGGUCUAAGCUGCUGUGGACCUCUGAGUCCCUCAGCCACGCCUUCUCACCAUCUCACCCGAGCCACUGCAGGAAGGAUCCAGCAGGACAUAGUGGACCUCACGAUAGCGCGGAUCUAAGGGGGAGACCGCCAGGAAGUCCUCCUCAGCCAGCUCACAGCAGGAGACGCCAGCCCAGGCCAGCAGCGUGGCCAUGGAUGCCAGCCGCCUGGCAUCCAGGUCAAAGGCAAAGAUCUUCCUAGGGCAGAGGGCAGAGCAGGGGUGAGCUGAGCAUGCAUGGAGCAGCUAAGGGCCUGUCACAGCUGACACAGACAACCAGAACAUGCAGGUUAAGCCAGGACACACAAUAUUGAAACAGCCUAUAUUUAAAGGGCCCAGGGUCAGAGGUAACUGGCCUGGGGUCUCUGCCCCAAGGGCUAAGGGAUCCACAUCUCACACCUGCAGUGGGGAAAGCUUAGCUUGGGGCAAAUACCGUGAACUACUUUGGUGCAGCAGGAAAGAGUUAAGCGAAAGUCAUCCUUUCAGCCUUCAUUACCCACUGAAAGGCACAAAAUCAAACCCCAUGUCCUCCUCCUCCUCCUGUGGCACUCACCCUUGGUUCUUCAGAAGAGCAGCCAAGUGACUGGUCUUUAUUGCCUGGGGUGGCACAGGCAUCCAUGACAUGGGAGCCUGGCGGGGGUCCAGCAGCAUGGCUGGGAGACAGCUGGCCUGGCAGGCAGAACACAGGGGCCGGGUAAACAGAGACCCCAGGCUAGGCCCUUCCCGUGCCUACACAUUCUUCCCUUUUCUAUUCCUCUUGCCUACCCUGUCCUGCAGAAUGAGGUGUCCGGCCCGGUACAGUGGGUGUUCAUGCAGAUCUGUCUGGGCGGGAAACACCAGCAGCUCCGGCAUCAAGGGGUCCAGGAGAAAAUGCUUCCCCUUGAGGGCUCGUAAGUCAUCGAGGCUGCCAGGGAAGAACCAUUCAUUCAUCAUUUCCUGAAUUUCUCCCUGCCAGGCCCUAUUUCAACGGUCCAUUCAUGCAACAAAUGUUACCACAGCUAUGGAGAAAUCAACAGGGUGAUAAGGGAAUCCGGGAUCCGCAGUUGAGGGAAUGGGUUGUCAAGCCAGACUUAUGGGUCAGGAGCCCCCUCUACUGUUUACCAGCAGUGGGAGCCUGGGCAAGUGAUUCAAUCUCAAGCCCCACUGGCAUCUCUGUAAAAUAGUAGGUGUGAGGAUUCAAUGAGCCAAUAUAUCCAAGAUACUUACGUGCCACAAUUUAAUAAAUGUUAGCUAUUCCUGUUGAAGCAUAACCUUGGAGAAAGGUUACUUUACAGGGGGGUGAGGAGUGGGGAAGUGAGAGCUGAGCUCAUUCUUGAUGGAUGAGGAGUUAGUCAUGUGAGGCGCUUAGGUUAAAACUACAUUCACUAUAACUCAGUAAAGCAGUCCCGCCCACUCUCCGACCCAUGCAGAAAUAGGCCUAGGGAGUCACAUGUCUCAGUUCAGAAAUCUAUCGAAGUGGCAGAGCUGGAAUUCAAACACAAGCAGCCGUUCUCUGCUAUUCCACCCUGGUGUCCAAGCAACAUGGUAGGGCAGAAGGAAGAGGAUCUUACAAAGAGUAAGGGAAAGGGAGAGGGGCAGAGGCUGCUUCUCAGAGCCACCAAAGGACAAAAUAAGACAGGUGUGAGCCCAGUGGAGGAGGCACGGGGCAGAGACCAGCCACUGUUGCUGGCACGCUGGUGCACGUAGCACUGUGGCAGAUGGACCUGGAGAGGAAGCAGGAGGGACAGCACAAUGGAGCCAAGAAAGGACUUAGCAUGGCCGGGCGCGGUGGUUCAUGCCUGUAAUCCCAGCAUUUUGGGAGGCCAAGGUGGGCAGAUCACCUGAGGUCAGGAGUUUGAGACCAGCCUGGCCAACAUGGAGAAAUCCCGUCUCUACUAAAAAUACAAAAUUAGCCAGGCAUGGUGCUGCAUGCCUGCAAUCCUGUAGGGAAAAGAAAGAGAGAUCAGACUGUUACUGUGUCUGUGUAGAAAGGGAAGACAUAAGAAAUUCCAUUUUGACCUGUACCUUGAACAAUUGGUUGGCUGAGAUGCUGUUAAUUUGUGACUUUGCCCCAAAUUUGAGCUCACAAAAACAUGUGUUGUAUGGAAUCAAGGUUUAAAGGAUCUAGGGCUGUGCAGGACAUGCCUUGUUAAUAAAACGUUUACAAGCAGUAUGCUUGGUAAAAGUC